This is a messenger RNA of Contarinia nasturtii (swede midge), 2833 nucleotides long. It is a transcript of the gene nAChRalpha2, whose product is annotated as acetylcholine receptor subunit alpha-like 2. The record is from RefSeq and is a predicted model, not a curated record. Gene Ontology annotation, biological process: regulation of membrane potential; nervous system process; monoatomic ion transmembrane transport. Gene Ontology annotation, cellular component: postsynaptic membrane; neuron projection; synapse. The transcript is spliced from 9 exons. Gene Ontology annotation, molecular function: transmembrane signaling receptor activity; acetylcholine-gated monoatomic cation-selective channel activity. NCBI's taxonomy places the organism in Eukaryota, Metazoa, Arthropoda, Insecta, Diptera, Cecidomyiidae. Bases 484 to 2136 code for a protein of 550 amino acids.
CGAUGUGUGCGUAAAAGUGAAUAUUUUCUCUACAAAGAAAAUUAAUUAUUUUAUAUUAAAAAGAGUUUCUUUUUCGCUAAAACAAUCAACAAUUUGCAAAUUAAUCGAUGUAUGAUUCGGAAAAAUUGAAAACGAAACCAAAUUGAUGUGGACAAAUCGUCAAAAAUUUGUGUUGAAAAUCGAUGAAGUUUCCAUAGAGCUGCUGUGCUAUCGUCAAAGUUUCUUGAAAAACAUCAAUUUUUCCCGUUUCGUUAUGAUUGUGCGUAGUAGUAUGUAGAAGUGUUUCAAAACAAUAUAUGCCGUUAUAUGGAGAUUGCAUCAUAUGACACUGAGUAAUGACAAUCAAAACAAAAAGAAAGUUUUUUCUGUUAUAUGCUGUGAACUGCGUUUAUGAGUGAAUGUGGUACAAAACGCAACUGAACUAGUAGUUAAUUAGCAAAUACAAUUUAGUUUUCAAGACUUAAUCAAUUAAAAUUAUCAAAUAUGAUUUCGAUCAAAGUAAUCACGGUGUUUAUAUUGCACUGUGUUUUAUUUCGUGAAAUUGCCGGAAAUCCUGACGCAAAACGCUUGUACGACGAUUUAUUAAGCAAUUAUAAUCGUUUGAUUCGACCAGUUAGCAAUAACACACAAACGGUUCUUGUUAAACUUGGAUUACGUUUGUCACAAAUCAUGGAGUUGAAUUUAAAAGACCAAAUUCUGACUACGAACGUUUGGCUCGAGCACGAAUGGGAUGACUACAAAUUGAAAUGGGAUCCAAGCGAAUAUGGUGGGCAAAUCGAGUUGUACGUUCCAGCCGAACACAUUUGGCUGCCGGAUAUUGUUUUGUAUAACAACGCUGAUGGCGAGUAUGUCGUAACAACCCUGACUAAGGCAGUACUUCACUACACCGGAAAAGUGUAUUGGACCCCACCUGCAAUAUUUAAGAGCUCGUGCGAAAUUGACGUGAGAUAUUUUCCAUUCGAUCAACAAACGUGCUUCAUGAAAUUCGGCUCUUGGACGUAUGACGGCGAUCAAAUUGAUUUAAAGCACAUAAAUCAAACGAAAGACGAUAAUAAAGUGGACUUAGGCAUCGAUUUACGAGAAUUCUAUCCGAGUGUUGAAUGGGAUGUUUUAGGUGUACCGGCCGAAAGACAUGAAAAAUAUUAUUCAUGCUGCGCUGAACCAUAUCCGGAUAUUUUUUUCAACAUCACAUUGCGGCGAAAGACCCUUUUCUACACGGUUAACUUAAUCAUUCCGUGUGUUGGCAUUUCGUAUUUGUCUGUGUUGGUAUUUUAUUUGCCAGCCGAUUCAGGUGAAAAGAUUGCCCUUUGCAUCAGUAUUUUACUGUCUCAAACUAUGUUUUUCUUGCUGAUUUCGGAAAUUAUACCGUCAACAUCAUUGGCAUUACCGUUGCUUGGAAAAUAUCUCCUCUUUACUAUGGUGCUGGUCGGGCUGAGUGUAUUGGUCACAAUUAUAAUAUUGAAUAUACACUAUCGAAAGCCAAGCACCCAUAAAAUGGCACCAUGGGUUCGAAGUUUUUUCAUAAAAAUACUACCGAGAUUGUUAUUGAUGCGUGUGCCAAAAGAUUUGCUUCGUGAUUUGGCCGCAAAGAAAAUCAACUAUGGCAUCAAAAUGAAAAAGUCCAAAUUUACAGCAGCAUUAACAGCCGAAAUGCAAUUAAAUUCGGGCGGUUCGAGUCCCGAUUCAAUUCGAGCGAUGCAAGGACGUGGAUGCAAUGGAUUACACACAACAAUAGCAACAAAUCGUUUUAGCGGUGCAUUGAUGAGUGCUUUUGGCAAUGCAAGCGGCUACAAUGGAUUGCCGUCCGUAAUGUCUGGCUUAAAUGAGUCACUAAGUGACAUGGCACCACGCAAAAAGUACCCAUUCGAAUUGGAAAAAGCAAUGCACAAUGUCAUGUUCAUUCAACAUCGAAUGCAAAAGGUUGAUGAAUUUAAUGCGGAAGAUCAAGAUUGGGGCUUCGUUGCCAUGGUGUUGGAUCGUUUGUUUUUGUGGCUUUUUAUGUUGGCAUCUGUUUUUGGUACAUUCGUCAUACUGUGCGAAGCACCCAGCUUGUAUGAUGACACUCAACCAAUCGACACUGAGCUGUCGAUAAUCGCGAAGCAAAUUUUCAAUUUAAGUCUUCACAAUAAAUAUUAAAUUUUUGUCGAAUCAAAACAACACAUAACUCACAUACUGAUAUACAAACAAUAAUACACGACUCCAUUGACGAUAUGACGGUGGUAAUAACCAAUAAUUCAAAACUAAAAUUAUAACCAUGCCGACAAACAAAUUACUGGAUUCAACACCACAAAUACAAAAGUUGAGAUAUCAAGCAUAUGCAGAUGUAGUAGCAAAUGUAUGUUUUAUCAAUCACAAAUGCAGAUUUAAUUCCGUAAGAAUAAUAAUACAUUCGUAAACAAACACACUUGCAUUUUAAACAUUAGCAUACAAUUUCAUCGCCUCAUACACAAUUAACAACAUUUACAUAUUUUAAUGUUCAACACAACAGUCGUAAACCAUAUACAUUUUAAAAUAAUCACUUCUGUAAAUCGAUGUUGAACGUCACAAAACAGUAUUCAUAGUAAAGCUCUCUUUACUUUAUUGAACAUCAAUUUUAUGUCAUAGUUAACUAUAACUUCUGAAUUUGAAGGGAAAUCUUUCAUUGUAAGUCUUGAUUUUUGCUUCAAUGAUUUUUUUUAAAUUUGGAUUAAGAAAAACAAAAUAACACCAUCAAAAUUUAAGUUUUUUUAAAUCAAAGUGAUUCUCUGUUUAGACUAAAAUUUAGGUGAAAAUUUAUAGAAAACAAUAUAAGCGAAAUCCAGGAAAUUAAUAAAAUGAAUCUAGUUACGUGGAA